AUGAGAGUUCAACAAGACCCUGAUUUUGCAGAAUUCUUGCUCCGUGUUGGGGAUGGAAAUGAGUCAUUUGUAGAAGAUGAUAUGAUUAGAAUCCCGGAUUCAUUGAUUAUUCCUUGGCAUGGCGAUGAAUCAAUUGGUGAUCUUAUUGGUUUUGUAUUUCCAAGAUUAGAGGAGAAUGCCUUCAACAUUUCUUAUAUGGUUGAUAGGGCUAUCAUCACCCCAAGGAAUGCGGACGUUGACAAGUUAAAUGAAGUGGUGUUAAACUCAUUUCCUGGGGAACAACACAUUUAUUACUCUUUUGAUAGAGUUGACGAUGACCCUCAAAACUUAUAUCAACAAGGGUUUUUGAAUUCUAUAACUCCAGGUGGCUUACCUGCUCAUAAGUUGACAUUGAAGUUGAGUGCACCAAUCAUACUACUCAGAAAUAUUGAUCCAAAAAAUGGGUUAUGCAAUGGAACAAGGUUGAUAUGUCAGUGA
Messenger RNA from Pyrus x bretschneideri (Chinese white pear), 477 nucleotides. RefSeq lists its product as uncharacterized. The transcript has a single exon. The record is from RefSeq and is a predicted model, not a curated record. NCBI's taxonomy places the organism in Eukaryota, Viridiplantae, Streptophyta, Magnoliopsida, Rosales, Rosaceae. Bases 1 to 477 code for a protein of 158 amino acids.